AUGAAAGACAGAGCAACAAGCAAGAUCUCAAAAAGAGUCUCAGUAGUACUGUCUGCCAAACACAGGUGAGCGAGAAUGAUUGCAGGGGCCAUCCUAGGCAACUUGCCCUCCACGAACUUCGUAUCCUCCUUUGGCUGGAGUGAAACAUGUUCCUAAAGUCAGUUCUUGGCAAUGAUUAUAGACGGUUUGCUUAUGCUGCUGUUAGUGCUUUCUUUAGCACAAGCAUCUUCAUUCCAGAAUGCACCUCAUCCCAAAUUCCUGAACAUUGAUUGGCCAACAAACUGUGGUGUUCCAUAUGUUCAACCAAACACAGUGGAGAGGAUUAUAUCGGGCAACGAAGUAAGGCCACAUUCUUGGCCUUGGCAAGUCUCAUUACAGGUUUGGACUAGAACAAAUAGCAAAUUUAUUCAUGUUUGUGGAGGGACUCUCAUUCACAAAAACUGGGUUCUCACUGCUGCCCACUGCUUCCAGAAAGGAAAGGUAGAAGAUGCAGCAAAUUGGCGAAUUCUCCUGGGCAAGCAUAACCUUAAUCGUACCGAAUCCACAGAGCGAGUCUACAGGGUGAAGCGAAUUUAUCGGCAUGAGCGUUUCCGCUACCCUCACCUAAACGAGCUGGAUUAUGACAUUGCCUUGGUCAAGCCUGUAGAAGACAUUAUAACAAACCAUUUUAUUCGCUAUGCCUGCCUGCCCAAGAGAGACAGCACUCUUCAUCCAGGACAAUUCUGUUGGGUGACUGGAUGGGGGGACGCAAGAGGUGGGAAAGAAAACCUGGCUUUGUCUGAGGUUUUGAACCAGGCCAAGUUACCAGUCAUAGAUUACAGUACAUGUCGCCUAAAGAAGUUCUGGGGAGACAGAGUUCGGCAGUCAAUGCUCUGUGCUGGAUUCAGGGACACUGGGGAGCCUCCUGCUGCUUGUCAGGGAGAUUCAGGUGGACCACUGGUUUGCCAGAUUAGAAGAGAAAAGUGGGAAGUCCAUGGUGUAGUUAGCUUUGGGCCUAUUGGAUGCAAAGUGGAGAACAAACCCAGUGUCUUUACAAGGACUUCUGCUUACAUUUCCUGGAUUGAAGCAACCAGAAUCUGGGACUUCUUUUUGUAA
Chelonoidis abingdonii (Abingdon island giant tortoise) is the source of this 1095-nucleotide messenger RNA. Lineage: Eukaryota; Metazoa; Chordata; Testudines; Testudinidae. The record is from RefSeq and is a predicted model, not a curated record.